This is a messenger RNA of Suncus etruscus (white-toothed pygmy shrew), 1704 nucleotides long. RefSeq lists its product as uncharacterized. Gene Ontology annotation, biological process: G protein-coupled receptor signaling pathway. The transcript is spliced from 7 exons. Gene Ontology annotation, cellular component: membrane. Gene Ontology annotation, molecular function: pheromone receptor activity. Lineage: Eukaryota; Metazoa; Chordata; Mammalia; Eulipotyphla; Soricidae. Bases 1 to 1704 code for a protein of 567 amino acids. The record is from RefSeq and is a predicted model, not a curated record.
AUGGGUAAAUAUGACCACUGGAAGGAGCACCCAUUCAGCCCCAAUGCUUUGAACCCUCUGAGCGGCAGUGCCAGCCUGUCCCCUGCUAUGUCCAAAACCACUGCUGGUGGACAGAGCGAUCAGGUGGCAAUGAGACUGCAAAGGACCGACCCUAGUGACAGGUUUCACCCUUUCCCGUACUAUGCGCUGAUCAUGCUGCUGCAAACAGGUGCCAAGGCCUCCCUGCCACUGCCUGGUCUCCCCACAGGUGUCAUGGGUGCCUCCAAAGGUACCCUCAAUCUUGUGAACUCUGUGAGGGCACCACAGAAAUCAGCAGCUCUGAGUCAGCUCUCCCAGUCAACCAAGGCUCGAUUUGCCUACGGGCUGAGGAGAUACUACAGCAAGAGCAUUCUUGAUGAGAGAAAUGAUUAUUGCCCUCUCUCAGAGAACGGUGUUUGUACUAAGAGCACACCCUUAAAGGAUGUGACAGUUGCAGUGAUUAUACUCUUAGAGAUUCUCCUAGGAGCACUGGGAAAUUUCUCUCUUCUUUGCCAUUACUUACUCCUUAACUGCACUGAAGCCCGGGUGAGAACCACAGACUUGAUUCUCAUGCACAUGACUAUAUCCAACUCUUUGCUCAUUGCCUCACAAGGAGUCCCCCGGGCACUGGCAACUUUUGGGCUCAAAUAUUUCUUCACUGAAUUGGGAUGUGAUCUUCUUUUGUAUGUUCUGAGAGUGGGCAGGGGCAUGUCCAUUGGCACCACCUGCCUCUUGAGUGUCUUCCAGGCCAUUAUGAUCAGCCCCAUGAACUCCUGCUGGAAGGAUCUGAAAGUCAAAGCUCCCCAGUAUGUCACAUGUUCCAUUGCCUUGUGCUGGAUUUAUUAUAUGACAGCUAAUCUUUUUUUUCCUCUGCACAUAUUUUAUGUAUCUAAUGAAUGGAACAUAAAAAACAUCACAAAGAGAAUAGAUUUUGGAUUCUGUAGUAGUACUGAUGUUGAGGAAGUCUCUGGAGUAGUCUAUUCAGCAUUGAUUGUGUUCCCUGAAGUUGUGUGUUCUGUGCUCAUAGUCUGGACCAGUGGCUCUAUGAUUCUCUUCCUGUACAGGCACAAGCAAAGACUCCAACACAUUCAUAGCAGUCAAGUUUCUUCCAGAUCUUCAGCUGGGUCCAGAGCCACCCAAAGAAUACUCGUUCUGGUGAGCGCCUUUGUGUGUUUUCACACAAUCACCUCUAUCUUUUAUAUGUGUUUGCAUCUAGUUGAUUAUGAUGCAUUGUUGGUUAAUAUUGCAAAUAUUAUAUCUGUGUGUUUUCCUGCUGUGAGCCCCUUUCUGGUUAAAAAACAUGCGGGCCUGGAGACAGAAGGCAGCCUGGAAAAUAAUGCACACACAUGCAUGUCACAAGAAGAGGUUUUGGAAGAGUUCCCCAUGUUACCAUACACUCCUAUUAGCCAACCAACAGCUUCAAAUCACUUCGUGGAGCUCUGGAAAAUCAAAGGGGAAGACCCUUAUUCCUUUUCAAGCAUUUUAUCUGAAGAAAAAUGUCACACUUGGAAGCGAGGAGACUGGGGCAUCAUCCAGGCCUUGGAAGGGGCUUCAGGGUGGAACGCUUCCUUUCUUGCUUCCAUCCUGAAGCCAAGGAAGGUCCUCACCACCAAGUCCCUGGUUCUCGAGCCCCAAGCAAGUACAUAUGCUCUCAGCCACGCCCAGAGCAGAAGUGAAGAUUGUUGA